Messenger RNA from Anastrepha ludens (Mexican fruit fly), 1339 nucleotides. RefSeq lists its product as uncharacterized. The transcript has 6 exons. The record is from RefSeq and is a predicted model, not a curated record. Bases 200 to 1264 code for a protein of 354 amino acids. Lineage: Eukaryota; Metazoa; Arthropoda; Insecta; Diptera; Tephritidae.
UUCAAUAUACAAAACUUCAAUAUUUUCAAAACCUCAAAAUAAUCGUAGGUCAUCAUCUUUUUUUGUGAGGCGAAGAUACAGCAUAUAUUUUUUCAUACUUUUUGCUGGUUUUAUCAAGGCAGAUUCGGCUAUUCUAGAAUCUAGUCUGCAAUUUCAUUUACUCUCCAUCAACAAAUUUGAUUUGGACAAAUAUCCUAAUAUGAUUGCUGCUUCCCAACACAAAAUGUCGCCGCUAACUUUUAAUCAAAGCUCCGCAGCCCUCGUAGAUCCUACACAACGUUUCCGAUUCCUUAAAUGUGUGGCGAUAGCAAAAUUAUUUGAUAGUAUGCAGCAGAGAUUUUCAUUGUUUCUAAAUGGACUUGUUUGCUUUGAACCAGAGUCUGAGAAUGUAAAAACACCACACAACCUGUUCAGCUGGUCCUCGAAAGAUUUCAUUAAAAGACGACAAAAGUCGAAUAUGUUUUGGUUCAACGUAUUUACAACGGAAUUGUCGCGAGCCUGUUUGGAAAUACGAAAACUCCAAGUAGACAUGAGCGAAGUAAUGAAACUCACAAAAUUGGUAUAUGACGAUUACAGAGGACUCGAGGUAAAUCUGGCGGAGAGUUUAAAAGCCGCGAACGACUUCCUCAGGUUUACUGAUAAACUCGAAAAUGAAUUGGAAGAUAGUUUGGAGGCGGAAUAUCAGUUAUCUGCUGCUUAUUUUGCAAAAGCCCUCCCGACAGAGGAACAAGAAGAGUGUAAUGAAAGAAUUAGUGAGCUGGAAUAUGUCUUGUUUGAAGCCGAUGUUCAUCUUCCUAUAAAAUUGCGCUACCAACUGCGCUACUAUAAUCAUAAUGUCGAGCAAUUCGAGGACAAACAAUUAAUCGAACAGAAUGCAAUUAAAAAGCAAAUCGAACAAAUUGAAAAACAAAUGCGUACGGAGAGUUAUUGCUCACAGUGUACGGUGGAUGCGCUCUAUGCAGAAACGAAUAAAUUCAGGAGCCGCAUCGAGGAGAUGGGCGUUCGGUUUGCCAAGGAGCACGACGAUUUGGAAAAUCAAAUAGCUUACAAACGCACGAAUAUGGAUAAAAUGCGUACACAGCGAAGUUAUCUGGAAGAGCAAAUUCAUCGUUUUAAGGAAGAGAUCGCCCACUUACGUUUGAUGGAAAUCAAAGAAGCUGAGCAAUUGCAGCGUGCGAGGGAGGAGAGAGAGAUGGAAAACGAAGCUAAAUUGCUGGGAAAGAAGAAGAAGGAUCAACGAAAGCAGAUAAAAAAGAAGAAAUAGAUAUCACUCGCAAAUAUAAUUUCCAGCUUUGGUUCUGUAUAAUAGGUGUUAUACGCUAGCUUUUAUAAUAAACUA